Molecule: messenger RNA, 2090 nt
Organism: Daldinia caldariorum
Lineage: Eukaryota; Fungi; Ascomycota; Sordariomycetes; Xylariales; Hypoxylaceae
Product: methionine aminopeptidase
Exons: 5
Coding region: 388-1563 (391 amino acids)
Biological process (GO): proteolysis
Molecular function (GO): metalloaminopeptidase activity
Source: RefSeq, a predicted model, not a curated record
ACCUAGGCAAGGCCGGACGCCCUUGGGGGCGCACUAGACCUGCAGUUUUAAUGCUUUUAAUGUGGGGCUAUAUACCCAGGUACCCUUUACGUGAUUUGGGAUUGGAAGGGUUUUGCGCCUACUACUUACCUAUGUAGCCUUCGGUUCUACAAAAAGGAUUAAAAAAUACAAAAAAAAAAAAGCAUCCCGCCGAGAAAUCAACUUUGUUCUACGAUUCGAUUUCCAUAGACCUGGAGGUACCUUUAGGUUAGGCAGCUAAUAUUAUAUCUUUAAUGGUCUCGCAAAUAGGAACAUACAACUCGCGUUAUUCCUCAUUCUUCAGCUGAGAUCGCACCUCGUCCCUCGUCCCUCGCCCCUCGUAUUAAGUCUCUUCCAAGCCCCUCCAUCAUGGCCACCGAACCGCCUACCAAGAAAAAAUGCUUAGGAGCAGGCUGUGAAAACGAUGCCUCGGCUUUACAAUGUCCUACGUGUCUAAAGAUAGGAAUAAAGGACAGCAACUUCUGUUCGCAAGAUUGCUUUAAGAAGAACUGGAAUAAUCACAAAAUACUGCACAAGAUCGCCCAGGGCAAGACUGCUAAUGCAACCGGCUUCUACAAUCCAUUCCCUAACUUCGCCUAUACCGGACCACUGCGUCCCGUCUAUCCCCUAUCGAAACCACGCGCUGUCCCUAAAUCGAUACCUCAUCCCGACUACGCCGAGACGGGCUACCCUAAGAGCGAGCGAUUUAUCAACAGGAAUAAGGUCGACAUACUCGAUGCUAAGGGACAAGAGGCUAUGCGCAAGGUGUGCAGGUUAGGACGAGAAGUUUUGGAUAUCGUCGCGGCCGAGGUCAGACCCGGUGUCACAACCGAUUACCUCGAUGAAAUUUGCCAUAAGGCUUCCGUGGAACGAGGGUGCUAUCCGUCGCCCCUCAACUACAACAAUUUCCCUAAAUCUAUAUGUACGUCAGUUAACGAAGUUAUCUGCCACGGUAUUCCAGACCAGCGGGUACUGUUAGAUGGAGAUAUUAUCAACCUCGAUGUUUCGCUAUACCACGGUGGCUAUCAUGCGGAUCUGAACGAGACGUACUACGUCGGAGACAAAGCCAAGGCUGACCCCGACUCGGUUCGGGUGGUCGAAACGGCUCGAGAGUGUCUGGACGAGGCAGCUAAGCUCAUAAAACCGGGGACACUGAUACGAGAGUUCGGUAACAUUAUCGAAAAGCACGCCAAGGAGAGGAACUGCAGCGUUAUCAGAACGUACUGUGGCCACGGAGUCAAUUCUCUGUUCCACUGCCCGCCGAACGUGCCUCAUUACGCCAAGAACAAGGCCGUAGGAGAAUGUAAGCCCGGUAUGACCUUUACCAUUGAGCCUAUGAUCGCUCUUGGGAAGUACCGAGACGUUACCUGGCCAGACAACUGGACAAGCACCACGAUUGACGGCAAGAGGACCGCUCAGUUUGAACAUACUUAUCUAGUUACGGAAACUGGAGUGGAAGUAUUAACAGCACGAACGGAAAACUCCCCCGGAGGACCUAUACCGAUGCCGAACGUUGAAAGCGUACCGGUAAAUGGUAGCGCAUGAUAUAUUCGCGGACGAUGAUAUGACAUGAUAUGACUUUGUCUAAAGUGCAAGCAAUGGAUGCAUUUUACUAGAAUAAGUUGUAGCAUGGCGUAUGAAAUAGGGAAGAUGAACCAAUCUUGACCCAAGAACCAUCCCUUAUAUGUGACUUGUCGACUUGUCUUGUUGGGCGAUGUAUUUAUUGAAACCUGCCCCCUUUUUACAUAGGCGUUAUGUUUAGGCACCUUAUAGGCUGGUACAUACCUUAGGUACCUAUGUACUUAACCUAAGGUUAAGCCUUUUUGCAUUUUAGCGUACAGGGCCACUGCUACAGAAACCUAAAUGUAGCAGUAGGUUUUACAUAGUGUAGAGGUAGUCUCUAUUUCGUACUAUUACUUGAUAUUCCUGCUGUCCCUAUUCGUUCGUUUUUUCCAGCCUUCCGAUGUGGGGUCUCCGUUUAGGUAGAGGGUUCUGGUAGUUCUGGUAGUACAGGGUACCUGCUAUAUGUGAUGUGUGCCUAAGAUGUUCAGGUACUAUUGUACUUGGGAUAC